GAAUGGAAUGGAAAAAUGUGUGGAGCGAAGUGGGCGUUAGUAUUCAUCAAAUACAUUGUUGUGCCACUUAUAACCCUGACCAUCGCACCCUACGUCUGGAACAUUGUUGGGCUUAGUUGGAAUAAGGUGGGCUCGGAUUUGGAACCCACCAUGCAAAGCUCCUCAGUAUUCUUAGCUGCCAAGCCUCCUGCUCCUGCUGCCUGGGCUCCCCUUCGCGUGAACUCGCUGUACACAAGUCGACCACCGACUCCGACCACCACCAACGAUCCCAAUUCAAUGGCGGCAGCUGGUCCUAAGUGGGCCCAGAAAACCAUAACUCUUCCUCCCCAGAGAAGGGGUUGUCAUCUCAUCACCCCUAAGAUUGUGAAGGAAAUUGGGCAAGAUCUGUCAGAAUUCAAGUGUGGCCUUGCUCAUCUCUUCUUGCAGCACACAAGUGCUUCUCUUACUAUCAAUGAGAACUAUGACUCCGAUGUCCGGGAAGAUACUGAGACAUUCCUCAACAGGAUAGUUCCAGAGGGACGGUCUGCUCCUUGGAAGCAUACAAUGGAAGGCCCAGAUGACAUGCCAGCACAUAUCAAAUCUUCAAUGUUUGGCUGCACACUCACGGUUCCAAUUACAAAUGGACAGCUUAACAUGGGAACCUGGCAGGGGAUAUGGCUGUGUGAGCACCGUGACCAAGCUACUCCUCGCAAAGUUGUGGUUACUCUCAAUGGAAUAUGAGGUUCGAAAAAUUUGGAGAUUUCUGUUUCUUUUCUCAUCUGUGUAUGUAAGCAAUGAUAUACUUUUUUUUAGUAUUUCCAUGACUUGAUGUGUUAGUAAUGAAAUGUCAGUGUUGUGCUGCAUUGCCACUUGGUUUUAAAAGGAUAAAGCUUUGUGAA
Quercus robur (English oak) is the source of this 878-nucleotide messenger RNA. RefSeq lists its product as uncharacterized. The record is from RefSeq and is a predicted model, not a curated record. Lineage: Eukaryota; Viridiplantae; Streptophyta; Magnoliopsida; Fagales; Fagaceae. The transcript has 7 exons. Bases 16 to 720 code for a protein of 234 amino acids.